AUGAAACUGACGCCGGACGUCAUCGAGGCGGCCUUUCAGUUCAUCAACAAGGCGACCCGAGACCGGGAGCUCGACCUGCGCGGCUACAAGAUCGGCGCCAUCGAGAACCUGGGCGCCACGCUGGACCAAUUCGACUGCCUCGAUUUCACCGACAAUGACAUCCGCCGACUGGAAAACUUUCCGCUGCUGUUGCGCACCAAGCGCCUCUACCUGAGCAACAACCGCAUCGUGAAGAUCGACGAGACGCUUCACGAGAGUCUGCCCAACCUGGAGGGCCUGCUGCUGAUCAACAACCAGCUGCAGGAGCUGGGCGACCUCGACCCGCUGACCAAGUUCAGCCGACUGGAGAUGAUCUCGCUGUACGGAAACCCGGUGGCCACGAAAAAGCACUACCGCCUGUACUUGAUUCACAAGCUGCCCAGCCUGCGGCUGCUCGACUUUAAGAAGGUGAAGCUGAGGGAGCGCGAAGAGGCGGAGAAGCUAUUCGGCGGCGAGGCCGGCCAGAAGUUGGCCGCGGAGAUUGGCGUCAAGUCGCGAACCUUCACGCCGGGCGAGGACCUGCAGCACCAGCAGCAGCUGUUGCAGCAGCAGGCGGCGGCGGCGAAGCGGCAGCUGAGCGCCGCCGAGGUGGCCGCCAUCAAGGACGCCAUCAAGAAGGCCUCCACGCUGGACGAGGUGGAGCGCCUGCAGGAGAUGCUCAAGUCGGGCUGCAUUCCCAACGCACAGGCGGCCGCCAUUCAGAUGGACACCUACUGA
Molecule: messenger RNA, 756 nt
Organism: Rhagoletis zephyria (snowberry fruit fly)
Lineage: Eukaryota; Metazoa; Arthropoda; Insecta; Diptera; Tephritidae
Source: RefSeq, a predicted model, not a curated record